Messenger RNA from Trichomonas vaginalis G3, 909 nucleotides. RefSeq lists its product as uncharacterized. NCBI's taxonomy places the organism in Eukaryota, Parabasalia, Trichomonadida, Trichomonadidae. The record is from RefSeq and is a predicted model, not a curated record. The coding region runs from base 1 to 909 and encodes 302 amino acids. The transcript has a single exon.
AUGCAAGUCAGAAAUUUUGUUAAUACCGUUCCCAGUCUUAAUGAUAAAAAUAUUAAAAUCUAUUAUGAGCACAUAUUUUCACAACCGUUUAAAAUAAUCAAUGGUGAAUACAUUUAUGAAUACCCUAAACACUGGGUUGAUUAUAACACUGGUGAAAAAGCGAUUGAAAUAAGACAGAUAAAAACCAUUCCUGCAGGACGAACCAUUGAAUUAUAUAACUUUGGAAUAAUAAGAGAUAAUCAUCAAUAUGAUUUACAGAUUUAUAUAGAUUUAGACACAGGGGAUGAUAUGACAGCAUUUAAUAAAAAGAUUAAAUCGGUUCUUAUUGAACAGUUAAAAGGUGCCGGAUAUCCUCAACCUAAUGAAGUUGAUAUGUUUUAUAGUUUUGAAACUAAUUUAAUAGAAUUUCGUGUUAAUUCAAAUUCAAAAGCUGGUUUCAUAUUUGAUUUAAAAGAUAGCGCUGUCGGUGAUGAGAUUGAAAAUGUAUACACGAAUAAAAAUUUUCAAGAGAUUACAGGAAUUAAUAAUGAUGAAUGCUUUUAUCGAUUUGCUCAGUUCGGAGCAGAACAAAUAACAUUAAAUGACCUCCUGGAGUACUUACCAAAAUCAAUUUCCAUUAAAAAUGAUGAUUAUUUAUUAACAUCAAUUUCAUUUAAUGGUGUUUGGUCCAGAGAAGCGGCAAUCAUUAAAUCAAGUAUAAGUGAAUUCGCUGAAGAUUCUAUUUUAUGUUUAUCAAACUGUUUAUAUUCUCCGCCGAAGCAUUAUUCAAUAACUAAUUAUGUUAAUAAAUUUAAUAUAAAAUUAGUUGAACCAUCGAGUGUUCCGUACCGAAAUGCAUCACUAGAAAAGUGGCAAAAAGUGAUACUUACUCUUAUUUUGCGCGGCAAUUUUUCUAAGUUAUUUUGUUAA